GCCCGCCCGGGCGCAAGGCGGCAUGUAGCUGUGCGCUCCCGCGCCCGCGCGAGGGUUUCGGCCCGGGGCCCCGCCAUGGCUGGGAAGGACAGUGGGAACCUGAAGACGGUGAGGCUGUGGCGGGACGCCGCCCUGCGCGCCAGGAAGCUGCGGAGCAACCUGCGCCAGCUCACCCUCAGUGCGGCCGGGGGCUGCCCUGGGACCGGGGCCGACCAGAUCGACUCCCCUGACGCCCCCCAGCUUGUGCUGCCGGCCAACAUCGGGGACAUUGAGGUGCUGAACCUGGGGAACAACGGCCUGGAGGAGGUGCCGGACGGGCUGGGGUCGGCGCUGGGCAGCCUGCGCGUCCUGGUUCUCCGCAGGAACCGCUUUGCCUGGCUGCCCCCGGCAGUGGCAAAGUUGGGCCACCACCUCACCGAGCUGGACGUGAGCCACAACAGGCUGACUGCCCUGGGCGCAGAGGUGGUGAGCGCCCUGCGCGAGCUGCGCAAGCUCAACCUCAGCCACAACCAGCUACCUUCUCUGCCCGCCCAGCUGGGCGCUCUCGCCCACCUGGAGGAGCUGGAUGUCAGUUUUAACCGGCUGGUGCACCUGCCAGACUCCCUGUCCUGCCUCUACCGUCUGCGCACCCUCGACGUGGACCACAACCAGCUCACUGCUUUUCCUCGGCAGCUGCUGCAGCUGGCGGCCCUGGAGGAGCUGGACGUGUCCAGCAACCGGCUACGGGGCCUACCUGAGGAUAUCAGUGCCCUCCGUGCCCUUAAGAUCCUCUGGCUGAGUGGGGCCGAGCUUGGCACCUUGCCGGAUGGCUUCUGUGAGCUUGCCAGCCUGGAGAGCCUCAUGUUAGACAACAACGGGCUGCAGGCUCUGCCUGCCCAGUUCAGUUGUCUGCAGCGGCUCAAAAUGCUCAACCUGUCCUCCAACCUCUUUGAGGAGUUCCCAGCUGCGCUGCUGCCCCUGGCUGGUCUGGAGGAGCUCUACCUUAGUCGCAACCAACUCACCUCAGUGCCGUCUCUGAUCUCGGGCCUGGGCCGGCUCCUUACCUUGUGGCUGGAUAAUAACCGGAUCCGCUACCUGCCGGACUCCAUUGUGGAGCUGACAGGCCUGGAGGAGCUAGUGCUACAAGGGAACCAGAUCGCUGUGCUGCCAGACAACUUUGGCCAGCUCUCCCGGGUGGGCCUGUGGAAGAUCAAGGACAACCCACUGAUCCAGCCCCCUUACGAGGUCUGCAUGAAGGGGAUUCCGUACAUCGCAGCCUACCAGAAGGAGCUGGCCCAUUCCCAGCCAGCGGUGCAGCCCCGCCUCAAGCUGCUCCUGUUGGGUCAUAAGGCUGCAGGAAAGACCUUGCUCCGUCACUGCCUCACUGAGGACAGAGUGGAAGGACAGGAAGGAAGGGAUAAGGAGAUGAGCUACCCACCUUCACCUCCACCCGUGAGCAAAGGCAUCGAGGUGACCAGCUGGACAGCUGAUGCUUCCCGAGGCUUGCGAUUCAUCGUGUAUGACUUAGCUGGAGAUGAAAGUUACGAGGUGAUCCAGCCCUUCUUUCUCUCCCCAGGGGCCCUUUAUGUGCUGGUGGUGAACUUGGCCACCUAUGAGCCACUGCGCUUUCCCACCACAGUGGGCUCCUUCUUGCAUCGGGUAGGGGCCCGGGUGCCUCACGCUGUAGUUUGUAUUGUGGGCACGCACGCAGACCUGUGUGGGGAGCGGGAGCUGGAGGAGAAGUGUCUGGACAUUCACCGCCAGAUCGCCCUGCAGGAGAAGCACGAUGCUGAGGGGCUCAGCCGUCUGGCCCAGGUGGUGGAUGAGGCACUGGCCCGGGACUUCGAGCUUCGCUCUGCCAGCCCCCAUACAGCCUACUAUGGUGUUUCGGACAAGAACCUGCGGCGGCGCAAGGCCCAUUUUCAGUACUUGCUCAACCACCGGCUGCAGAUCCUCUCCCCCGUGUUGCCUGUGAGCUGCAGGGACCCUAGGCAAUUACAACGCCUUCGGGACAAGCUGUUCUCCGUAGCUGAGCACCGGGAAAUCUUCCCCAACUUACACAGAGUGCUGCCUCGGUCCUGGCAGGUGCUUGAGGAACUGCAUUUCCAGCCACCUCAGGCCCAACGGCUUUGGCUAAGCUGGUGGGACUCGGCCCGCCUGGGUCUGCAGGCAGGUCUGACCGAGGACCGGCUGCAGAGCGCCCUGUCCUACCUGCACGAGAGCGGCAAGCUACUCUACUUCGAGGACAGCCCAGCCCUCAAGGAGCACGUAUUCCACAACCUCACGCGCCUCAUUGACAUCCUCAAUGUCUUUUUCCAGAAGGAUCCUUCCUUGUUGCUGCAUAAGUUGCUCCUAGGAACCAGUGGAGAGGGAGAGGGCGAGGGGGAAAGCUCCCUUGUGAUGUCACUGCCCACCCCGAGCCAGGACUUGCUUCCCGCCACCCAGCUCCAUCAUUACGUGGAGGGCUUUCUGCUUCAUGGGCUCUUGCCCGCCCAUGUUAUUCGGCUGCUGCUUAAGCCUCAUGUCCAGGCCCAGCAAGACUUGCAGCUGCUGCUGGAGCUGCUGGAAAAGAUGGGACUCUGCUACUGCCUCAAUAAACCUAAGGGCAAGCCUUUGAAUGGGUCCACAGCCUGGUACAAAUUCCCAUGCUAUGUGCAGAACGAGGUGCCUCAUGCAGAGGCCUGGAUUAAUGGGACCAACCUGAGCGGGCAGUCUUUUGUGGCUGAACAGUUGCAGAUUGAAUAUAGUUUUCCCUUCACCUUUCCACCUGGGUUGUUUGCUCGCUACAGCGUACAGAUCAACAGCCAUGUGGUGCACCGGUCAGAUGGGAAACUUCAGAUCUUUGCAUAUAGAGGGAAAGUUCCUGUGGUGGUGAGUUACAGACCUGCCAAAGGGGUCCUGCAGCCAGAUACUCUGUCCAUUGCCAGCCAUGCAUCAUUACCAAAUAUAUGGACAGCAUGGCAAGCCAUAACCCCCUUGGUAGAGGAACUGAAUGUUCUACUUCAAGAAUGGCCUGGACUGCACUACACCGUGCACAUUCUCUGUUCUAAGUGCCUUAAGAGAGGGUCGCCCAAUCCACACGCUUUCCCAGGGGAGCUGCUGAGUCAGCCCAGACCAGAAGGAGUGGCAGAGAUCAUUUGCCCCAAGAAUGGCAGUGAGCGAGUGAACGUUGCCUUGGUUUACCCACCUACACCGACUGUGAUCAGCCCCUGUUCCAAGAAGAACGUUGGUGAAAAGCACAGAAACCAGUGACUUUUAUGGCUGUGGAAUUUCCGUGGAGAAAAGAGAGCAUAAGAACUCACCUGGACCAUCUUUCGCACCUGGUAAACCCUCCACACUCCCAGUGUGUUCCGUGAACUCGAGUGCAUAGGUGUUCAGGGUGCUUUCUGAGGAGGGGCACGCCUGGCCUGCACAUGAGGUGGGAGGGGCGGGGGACGGAUGGGAGAGAAUAUGGAGCAAAUGUUUUACAACCUGAACCUCAGAACUGUGAUCCUCCAAGGAGAGCGCUACUUGAAGAAAAGAAAAAAAAAGUCGAACGGCUUCUCAGGGAUUUUGUUUUCUGUGCACAUAUAAGCCAUAGUUCCAGUACAGGUGGCAGUAUUUAGAGCACUCAGAUUUCAGUUCUGUUAAAUGUGAAAGAAGGAUCGACUGACCAUUCAUUGCUGUUCCGUAACUAGUGUAAAAUAUGUAUAUGUUUAUCUUUAUUUUUAUAAUAUGCAAAAACAUUUAAAUUUAUACAGUUUGAAGCUUCUAGCGUUAGUUAACACUGGGUGCAAUAUUCUGCAUGAGAACUGUGCCAAGAUGGGGCUGAUUUCUUAUUUUUAGCAUAUGACUUUUUUGUUCAUUCUUUAUACUUUAAUUCUUCUCAGAUUAAAAAAAAUAAUAAUAAGACACCAAUCUGCCCAUGGCUUAAGUUUUGGUUCACAGAGAGGCUGCCAGCAACCUGCAGGAAUGUUCAAGGUGCACGUCAGGCAAUGCUCCCUCUCCUCUCAAUCACAGAUCCCUAUAAGCGUUGAGCGGGGUAGUGGGAUUAUUCAUUUUCUUUACCCACAUGUCACUAGUGCUGGGCAGCAUUCUUUGCUGCAGGCUUUCAUGCUGAUGGUGGGCUGUCAGUGGGUAAUGCUCUGAUGGAAGUCUGGUGUUGGGAUUCUUCAGCGGAAAGGGACAGAGGGGUCAACCAGUCCAUGGAAAACCUGAGUAUUUCAGUAGCUUAAGAUAAUCAGGAGUCAGUUGGAAACACACAAAGAACUCUGGUAAUGAGUACUUUUUUUUUUUUUUCCUAGAACGGAGUCUAUGAAAUUUAGCAGAGCACUUUGAAAGCUCUCCACAUCUGGCUGUCAGACAUUAGAUAGUAAAUGGCCUAAUUGGAGAAGCAUAAUCCCACAUUGGUUAUUUAUAAAUACAGAGCCUCUGAUUGCCAAGAACUAGUAAAACUCUUCUUUUAAAAUCUCCAUGAAGCAAAAUUUAAAAAGCAAACCAAACAAAUUGCUUUCUCUUCUACUCCUGAUUGGGGCCAAACAGCAUCUGCUGCAAUAGUAACACAUUCUAGUCUUUGCGGGAUGUAAAGGACUCUGUUUACAUCUGCCUCCUCUGUGGUGUUGAUUGAAAAUGUGUAAGACAGGAAAAGUGAGUCAGUUGGUAUUAUUCUUUUACUUCUUUUAUAAAGUAUUGACUCUUGCAAUGCCACAGUAUACAACGUCGCAAAAGAUUUUUAAAAGAAAUAACAAACAAGCAAGCACUGCAUUGCAAAAAAAUCAUAGAUCUAUUUUUGUGGAAUAUUUUAUGCCCUAGGAGUUAACUUCACUAACCCCAGAACUUCCAGUUAAACAAGUAUGAUUUCUUAUGAUCAUAAAAUCAAGUGGGAUCAGACUAUUUCUGCAUUUUUAAAUACUUACUUGAACAUAACACCUCAAAUUUGGGAUUUUUUUCUCUUAGAACACAGUCACAAAAUUAAUCUGGUUAAUCCUUUUGUCACAGUUCUCGUGUGUGUGCAUGUGCGUGGAUGCGUGUGUGUAUAAGUGUAAACUGAUUGCUAACAUUUAAUUGCUUCAUGGACCAUUAAAUCGUUGGGCAUAAAAUUUUUUAAUUGGCAUGAGACAGUUCCUAAACUGUCAAAGUAACCGAUUUUGACCACUCUUUUGAAAAGAUUUUUAAGCGUGUGACUUUGAGCUAACUCUCCAGGGGACCAUAUUAAAUGAAAAAAAAAAUGCUACUUUGGGUGGCAUACCCCGAAAAGUGCGUGUUGUUAUUAUGAACAUAAACGCCCACGUUCUUAAUAUCUGCUAUUUUUUGACAAGUGAUGUUUUGUGCUGUCAUCUGAACCCUAGAGAAGCAAUGUAAGAAGAAGUCUUGGUGUCACAUGUGUUUAAGCAAAAAAGUCGUGGUGACAGAGGGUCAUGUGACCAAAAGCAGCUCCAGUAAAGCUUGAGAACUUGCUUCAGGGUGGAGGAAGGGUCGGAGAUACAGAAAACACUCUGCUCUACAGGAAUUUUCACUGUCUAUGCAGUGAAAUUCUUCUUUCGACACCUGGGAAGACUCAGCCAGCCGAGGCUGACAGGCAAUUCACUGAGCACAAGGGGAGUCUUCCAGCCAUUAGUCCCUGGCCUCGCAAGAAAAAAAAAAAAGCCUUCCAAGUUUGUUAUCGUUUCUAUUCCUGCAACUUGUGGUAUCAAAACUACUUCCUGGAAUUGUAAAAGUGCUGCCAGAAUAAAUGUUUUUCCCCCUUCCAAGAAAGAAAGAAAUGACAUUGCUCAGAUUUGAUACUUGAGUGGUGGACUCUUUUGAAUGAAUAAAAAUGGAAAAGGGUUGGUGUCAUUCCUGAUGAGGUAUGUGUUAUUUUUCAUGCCACAGUUUGUGAAUUGUAAUUGCGGUUUCCCAUUUAAUUGUCGUAACUGGGCAGAAAAAAAAAUUUUUUUUUAAGGUCAAUAAAAAUACAAAUGGUUAAGCAAUUAUA
Messenger RNA from Pteropus alecto (black flying fox), 5932 nucleotides. RefSeq names its product malignant fibrous histiocytoma amplified sequence 1 (gene MFHAS1). The transcript is spliced from 3 exons. Gene Ontology annotation, molecular function: protein binding. NCBI's taxonomy places the organism in Eukaryota, Metazoa, Chordata, Mammalia, Chiroptera, Pteropodidae. Bases 76 to 3231 code for a protein of 1051 amino acids. The record is from RefSeq and is a predicted model, not a curated record.